AUGUCGAGUUACGCUCCAGGAUCUUUAUUACAAACAAUAUUGGGGUCAAAAUCUUUAGAGAUUAAUAGUGAUCUCGAUUCUUUGUUUAAAAACAGCGCAGGACCAACUCAACAACUACCCACAAAUGGCGAAAAGCAGCUUAAACGAAAACGUUCGGUUAAAGGCUCAGAGUCUCAAAAGAGAACCAAAGUUAUAGAAGACGUUGAAUCCAAUUCUGCUAGUACCAAUAAGAAAAUUACCGAGUUGGAUAAAAGUGUUUAUGCUGAAACGGAAGAUUCAACUAACUUAAAAACAACGGAACUUGAUGAUAAUGAUCGAUGUAAAAAAGAACUGCCAAAAGAAGAUCCUGAACGCUUGCAAAGAACGAUCUUUGUGGGGAAUUUACCAAUUUCGGUAACUCUAAAGGCCAAUAAUAAAAAGUUAAAAGCCCUUUUUUCUCAAUUCGGGAAAAUCGAAAGUGUACGAUUUCGCUCAAUCGCAUUUUCCGAGUUGCUUCCUCGUAAGCUUGCCUUUAUUACUGGCAAACUUCAUCCUGAGAGAGAUGUUCUAAACGCCUACAUUGUAUAUAAAGAACUAUCAUCCGUACAAAAUGCCAUUACUAUGAAUGCUCAAAUGUUUAUGGAAAAGCACCUUCGAGUUGAUUCCGUAGCUAACCCACAAAAUCAUGACAGAAGGCGAACUGUAUUCAUCGGAAAUAUGUCUUUUGAUGCACAAGAGGAAGAGUUAUGGGUACAAUUUGAAAGUUGCGGGGAAAUCGAAAAUGUUAGAAUCGUAAGGGAUAAUAAAACCAAUGUUGGAAAAGGAUUUGCAUAUGUACAAUUUAAGGAACGCGCUUCCGUUGAAUUUGCUCUCAAGCUAAAUGACACAAAACUUGGCAAUCGAAAUAUCCGAGUGACAAGAUGUGCAAAAGCAAAACAUGUUAGUAAACUGGCUUCAAAUAAACCUGCCAAAGGCAAGCCAAAAAUUGGGAAUGUGAAAUUUGGAAAGAAAUUAAUUGAAGGUAUUCGUGCGAAUAAUGAAUUGUCUUCGAAUAAACUUGGAAAAAGUAAGUCAAGUCAAGGUACCCGUGCAAAGAAAGGUAAAAAAGCUCCAAGAAUUCGUACAAGAACACAAGCUUGGAAGAAGACUCAAAAACAAAGCAGAACAUAA
This is a messenger RNA of Funneliformis mosseae, 1149 nucleotides long. Lineage: Eukaryota; Fungi; Glomeromycota; Glomeromycetes; Glomerales; Glomeraceae. The record is from the annotation of a GenBank genome assembly.